Mercurialis annua (annual mercury) is the source of this 2280-nucleotide messenger RNA. Its product is annotated as protein FAR1-RELATED SEQUENCE 5-like. Gene Ontology annotation, biological process: regulation of DNA-templated transcription. Gene Ontology annotation, molecular function: zinc ion binding. The transcript has 4 exons. The record is from RefSeq and is a predicted model, not a curated record. The coding region runs from base 1 to 2127 and encodes 708 amino acids. NCBI's taxonomy places the organism in Eukaryota, Viridiplantae, Streptophyta, Magnoliopsida, Malpighiales, Euphorbiaceae.
AUGGAAUUUGAUACUAUUGAAGAUGCAUGGCAAUUUUGGAUGGCUUAUGGUGCGAGAAAUGGUUUUGAUAGUCGAAAGCAAUGGUUUAAUAAGAACAAAAAAGAUGGAAAAAUAUCAUCCGCCCGAUUUGUUUGCAAUAAAGAGGGAUCACGAAGAGAAGACAAACGUGACAAUUUGACUAAACAUCCUCGAGCUGAGACUAGAACAAAUUGUCCUGCACGCGUAGGAAUCACCUUUGUGAAGGAAAGCGAAAAAUAUAAGAUACAUGAUCUUGUAGUUGAUCAUAAUCACUAUCUUCAUCUUUCAGAGACUGCCCAUAUGAUGUCAUCUCAACGGAAAAUAUCGAAAGCGCAAGCAUUUGAAAUUGAUCUGGCUGAUGCAUCCGGAAUUAAGACAAAAUCAUCUUAUGAACUAAUGAGUAGACAUAAUGGAGGAAAAUCAAGCGUUGGCUAUAUUUUAUUGGACCAAAAGAAUUAUCUUCGACGUAAACGACAACGAGACUUAAUGUAUGGAGAAGCCGGAAGCUUGUUAAGGUACUUUCAACAACAAUCAUUAGAUAAUCCGUCUUUUUUUUAUGCUGUUCAGUUGGAUGAAGAUGAACAAAUAACAAAUAUUUUUUGGGCUGAUGCAAGAAUGAUAAUUGAUUAUGCUCAUUUUGGUGAUGUGAUUACUUUUGACACCACAUAUAGCACAAAUAAAGAAUUUAGGCCUCUUGGUGUAUUUAUAGGCUUCAAUCAUCAUCGAGAAAUUACUAUUUUUGGGGCUGCUCUUUUAUACGAUGAGACAUGUGAAUCUUUUGCAUGGUUGUUUAGAACAUUUUUAGAGGCCCACAAGCAAAAGAAGCCAAAAACUAUCUUCACUGAUCAAGAUCUAGCAAUGGCUAGUGCCUUGACUGAAAUAAUGCCAGAAACAUAUCAUGGCUUAUGUACUUGGCAUAUAAUGCAAAAUGCUGUUAAGAAUUUAGGAAAUUUGUUGAAGGAUGGUUCAAAUCUUCUUAAAGACUUGAAAGCUUGUAUUUAUGCGUAUGAUGAAGAAGUAACAUUUCAAGCCGCUUGGGAAGGAGUGCGUAGUACACAACUUAGUGAAAGUUUAAAUGGAGACUUGAAGGAUUAUUUGAAAUCAGAUUUGGACAUUUCUCAAUUUUUUAAGCACUUUGAACGAGUUUUAGAGGAUAAGCGCUAUAAUGAAUUAAAGGCUGAGUAUAGCUCAAGAGAAAAGUUGCCUAAAUUAAGAAUGCAGAAAUCUCCGUUGUUACAACAAGCUGCAAAAAUCUAUACUCCGCCUAUUUUUGAGUUAUUUCAGAAUGAAUAUGACUGGUCAUUAGCAGCCUUCAUAAAAAGUCGACAAGAGAUUCAAGAAAGUUAUGAAUAUAGUGUUGCAAUUUUUGACCGUGAAGGAGUGUACAAUGUCAAAGGGGUUCCAUCAGCAGAAACAGUCACAUGUAGUUGCAAGAAAUUUGAAACUUUUGGUAUUCUAUGUUGUCAUGCUUUGAAAGUUCUUGAUGUGAUGGAUAUAAAACUAAUUCCUGACCAUUACAUUGUGAAGAGGUGGACAAGAAAAGCAAAGAGUGAAAAUGUAGAGAAUGUUAGUGGAAAGAUAGUUCAUGAAGAUGUUAAAUUGGUUGUGACACAACGCUAUAGAUAUCUUUGCUCUAAAUUAGUGAAAUUGGCAUCUGCAGCAUCUGAAUUUGAGGAUACAUAUAAGUUAAUUGAUGAAGCUAUUGAUGAGUUAAACAAGCAAAUUACAGCGAUGGGUUCAAAGUUCAGCAAUUGUUCCGAAGAUAACCAAAAGACAUGUUCCUCCUUGUCAGAAAAAAGAGUUGAGGUGGAAAAUUUGAUUAAGAAUGUGAAGGGCUUAAAGAAAAGAACCGGUCGGAAAGGUCGAAAACGACUAAAAAGUUCGGUUGAAACCCAACAUAAUAAGAAGACAAAGAAAACAAAGAAAGAUCAUCAUAAGAAUGAAAUUAAAAAGAAUUCAGACAAUUUUUCAUUGUUGCCACAAAGUUCAAAUUAUAUGAACAAUUCUUCUCAAAAUACUUUCGAUCAGUUUUAUGUGGCUGUUAUGGGUGGAAGUCAAGUAUUGCCAAUGGAUUCCAUACAAUCAUUGCAUAAGUCAAAUAUUGUAUGAAGUGUUUUUUCAAGAUAAUUACUUUUUUAAAGGCCAUUUAUUUUGAUUCAGAUGUCAAACUAUUUAUAAUGACCAGAGAUAGUUGUAAGUGGUAUUUUAUUAGUUUGUGGUUAUGUCUUCAGAAGAUAUUAUUCUUAAUAUUUUCAAACUCUU